AUGGCACACAGCUUGAAGUCUCUGUCUCACCAUUCGGAUGUGUCAAGAAAGAGAGAUCAAAUUUUAGCUCAAUGUUGCGACUUGGUCCAAAGCUGGGAGGUGGAUGCGCCUGCGCCAUUCAAUCUGAGAAUUGGAUUUCUCCACCGAACAGUGGUAGAAUUUCUUCAGCGUUCCAAAAGUCACGAGUGGCUGGUUCCACUAAAACACCAACGUUAUUGGCUUGCAAAGUCAUUCGAGCAAUCCGGUUCGCAAUUGCGAGGACCAGUAGAUGGAAGCAGUUUUGACAUUGGCACGGACUUUCUGAUUAGGUCUUUACACACGAUUGAGCAAGCGGAGAUGCAGGACGUAUUGACCUCCGGCCCGGGGCUUCUCAGUCUUUGUGGGAGAAUGAUGAAUACAUUGGACCUCAGCCGUGACACUCCAGUUGCUAUCGAAACUUUCCGCCUGGCAUCCCAGGUCUGGGCAAAAACAAUUGUUGCGUUACAAGGCACUCUAUCAAUACCUACGCACAUACAGCCGCACGGAUACCAUCUCUCUGAGGCGGUGACAAGCGUCCUGGCAGGAGCAAUGUAUGUGGAGGCCGGUGACCCCCCUGAGAUAAUUCGGACGAAUUUCGUAGAUCUGUCGCUUCUCCGCAACCUUCUUUCUCGCUUCGAGCUUCCCGACGAGCAGCGUGAACUGUUGGUUGUGUUUAAAAUGUUUCUUUAUAGAUUGAAGGAUGAGUCCGAAUCGAGUCGACCGCGUAACGCUUUCGAAGCCUGCAAACUAAUGAUAGAAUGCGGUGCAGUCCUAAGCCGCAGCAAUCUCAAACAUGGAGCGGAGGCUGACAACCAUGUCCGGGUGCCGAAGGCUCGGGAAACAAUUGAAGCUAUCCAAGUUCUUAAAAUCUUUACAGAAAAGGAGGUUUCCGAUUUGAGAGAGGCUUUCCCUCCAGAAGCGACGGGAACGCCCACUGUCCUCGAGGGACAAAGAUGGUGGUUCGUACCUUUCUUCAGAUAA
Messenger RNA from Colletotrichum paranaense, 999 nucleotides. RefSeq lists its product as uncharacterized. Bases 1 to 999 code for a protein of 332 amino acids. The record is from RefSeq and is a predicted model, not a curated record. The transcript has a single exon. NCBI's taxonomy places the organism in Eukaryota, Fungi, Ascomycota, Sordariomycetes, Glomerellales, Glomerellaceae.